AUGAUGUCCUCCUUCCGUGAUGACGAUAUCAAGGAAGUGGAGAUAAGGCAUUAUCAGAAGAUGCAGCCCUUUUUCUUCACCUGUUGGACUUUUUUCUUCCAGGUCGUUUUUUCGGGCUUAAGUCUCUACUGUGAUGUUCAGAUUAUGAGAAACACUAAGAACAAAGCGUACAGGCUACCUGAGAUAUUAGAGAAGGCGAGAGUUGAACUUUUCAAUACGAUCGUGUGGCCAGCGAGCACGCUGGUCUUCACUAUGUUCUGGUUGUUCUACGCGGUGGACAGGGACCUUAUAUAUCCAACUGCAAUCGAUAAGGCAAUAAGUCCAACGUCUAACCACAUCAUGCACACGUAUAUAUUCCCGUUCGUUUUGUGGGAGAUGAUGUUUUACUACAGAGAGCGACCUGCAAAUGUAUUCUGGCGAGCAGCCGCUGUCAUAUCUUUGGAAGUGAUUUAUUUUUUGACGUUAAUAUUCGUCAAGAUGUACUUCGGAGUGUGGAUUUACCCGUUUUUCGGGAAAAUCAAUGAGUUACUAAUUAUACCAGGCUCCUUUACAAUAAUAGCGUUAUUUUUGUACGGCACACAGAAACUACAAUGGAUUUUGUACUCUAUGCUGUGGGAGGGAAGGCGAAAGCCGAUCGUUUUAAAAAUAAAUUAA
Messenger RNA from Bombyx mori (domestic silkworm), 654 nucleotides. Its product is annotated as androgen-dependent TFPI-regulating protein. The record is from RefSeq and is a predicted model, not a curated record. NCBI's taxonomy places the organism in Eukaryota, Metazoa, Arthropoda, Insecta, Lepidoptera, Bombycidae. The transcript has 4 exons. Bases 1 to 654 code for a protein of 217 amino acids. Gene Ontology annotation, cellular component: membrane; endomembrane system.